AAGGCCCCGCCCCCUCGGCUCAACUGAGCGUGCAGAAGCAACUUAUGCGUGGGAACAAAACUUCUUACAUUUCGUUGAAUUAAGAUUUAUGUGACAUAACGUAUUAUAAAACACAUCACGUUUUCACUUAAAGCAUAUUAAUGCGCACAUAAUGACGCGAGAGGAGGACCUGUUGCGGAUUGCUAAAAAACUAGACAAGAUGGUGUCUAGAAAUAACAUGGAUGGAGCUCUAGAUCUUCUGAGAGAACUGAAAGAUUUCAACAUGACACUGAAGCUUCUUCAGGAUACAAGAAUUGGCAUGUCUGUCAACAGAAUAAGAAAACAUUGCACAGACGAGGAUGUUGUCAAUUUGGCAAAGAUCCUUAUCAAAAACUGGAAGAAGCUUUUAGAAUUGGCUCAAAACCAAAAGUCUGAGAGGUCAAAUGAGGUGAAGAAUGGCAAUCAUCCAAGCAAGCCAUCAGGGUCACCCAACAGGACCUCUCCUGAGAGAGAGUCCAGUCCACGAAGGUCAACAAUGGAAUUUAAACCAGACUUAGACUCUAGCAAGAAACUUGAUGGAAAACACAGAAGAGAGAAAUGUGAUGCAGAGCUCAGGAAUGAAAAACGAGAAAGUGAACAGAAAAAAGAGAAACACUCUAUUAUCAAUAAAAAGGAACGAGAGAGGAGAGAUGCAUUGAACAGUGAUCAUCUUCCCUCCCCAAUGACGCAUUCAUCUCCGCCUCCCAAGUGUCCUCCGGUUGGGGAAGUGAAGAGGGAGAGGAAAGAUGCUCCUGUUGAUUUUUUCCCUCCUGCUUCGAUCAAUUCCCACCCUCCUCUAAGACGCUCAUCAGUAGAUGUAAAGAAAGAGAGAAAAGACACUCAGGCUCCUUUACAGUCUUUUCUUCAGUCUCAUCCUCAUAAACGUCCCUCCAUAGAUGAAAAGAAAGAAAGGUUGGACAUUGUGCUAGAAGUGCAUACAGUGUGUUAUAUAAGCGAUCUCCUUCAUGUUGAAUCAACAUUCUUGUUCCAUUCAUGCUUGUUUUCAUGCAGGAGAGAUGCACCUCAUCCUCUUUUUCCUCUUCAUCAUCACCUUCAUCCUCCACUUCCUCCUCCUCCUAUUCCUAUCCCUAAGCGUUCAUCAGAGGUGAAGAAAGAAAGGAAAGAUCCUCCUGAAACUCUACCUCCUCCUGCUCCUAUCCUUUCUUCUCCUCCUCCCAAACGUCCAUCACUAGAAGAGUCCAAAGAAAGGGCAAAAAAAGCACCUGAUCUGAAUGCCCCGCUUCCUCCUUUACCUUUUCAUCUACAUCCUCCUCAGAAACGCGAGAUGAAGAAAGAGAGGUCAGGGCUUGAAACAGCUGAACCCAGUGCUCCUCUUCCUCCUGUUCCUCUCCAUCUUCAGCCUGCUAAACCUACAAAACGUCCCUCAUUAGACACAAAGAAAGACAAAGAGAAAGAAAGAAGAGACACAUCAGACCCGAAGCGACGGACUUCUGAACACAAUGAGAAAGAUAGAAAAGACACAAGUGACAGUAAACCACUCAAAAGGCCAUCAAUGAAGCUCAAGAUUGAGAGAAAAGACUCCACAGGUUCUAAAAAGCUCCAUUCUAGAAAGCUCAGCCUGGAUGGACGGAGAGACAGUAAGGACUCUACUGACUCCAAGUCAAGCCAUCACCUUUUGAAAAGACAAUCAAGUGAACCUAAACUGGAGAGGAGAGAUUCUACUAACUCAAGGUCUGGCAGCUCACCUCAGGCCAAGAAAUCUAGUGAAAGCAAGAGUAAACCAGAGACCCCAAAGAUGCCCACAACACCCACAAGCCCCCUCUCCCCGUCGUUUAGCUCCGGUUUGGGUCCUUUAUCUCCUCGUCUGCAAACUGGGGAUCCCAUCAGGGACAAAUGCAUCGAAAUGCUGGCCGCUGCGCUACGUACAGAUGAUGACUACAAAGACUAUGGGGCAAACUGUGAGGGCAUGGCAGCAGAAAUCGAGGAUCAUAUCUACCAGGAGAUAAGAGCCGCAGAUAUGAAAUACAAGAACAGAGUUCGCAGCCGCAUAAGUAACCUCAAAGAUCCCAAGAAUCCCAAUCUGCGUAAAAAUGUCUUGGCUGGAGCCAUCGAGUUGAGCCGCAUCGCCAUCAUGACUGCUGAGGAGAUGGCUAGUGAUGAACUGAAACAGUUGAGAAACGUGUUGACCCAGGAGGCCAUCCGAGAACAUCAGAUGGCAAAGACUGGAGGAACCUCCACUGACCUGCUGCAGUGUGGCAAGUGCAAGAAGAAAAACUGCACCUACAACCAGGUGCAAACCCGCAGUGCUGAUGAACCAAUGACCACCUUUGUGUUGUGCAAUGAAUGUGGUAACCGCUGGAAGUUCUGCUAACCUGAAGCCAGAACUCCAAGAACAAUGACCAUGUAGGAUUCCUCAUCUUUUUAUUUUUUAAUUUGGAAGA
Molecule: messenger RNA, 2420 nt
Organism: Sinocyclocheilus anshuiensis
Lineage: Eukaryota; Metazoa; Chordata; Actinopteri; Cypriniformes; Cyprinidae
Product: transcription elongation factor A protein 3-like
Exons: 22
Coding region: 152-2350 (732 amino acids)
Biological process (GO): DNA-templated transcription
Cellular component (GO): nucleus
Molecular function (GO): nucleic acid binding; zinc ion binding
Source: RefSeq, a predicted model, not a curated record